Mobula hypostoma (lesser devil ray) is the source of this 6787-nucleotide messenger RNA. RefSeq names its product ciliary neurotrophic factor receptor (gene cntfr). Lineage: Eukaryota; Metazoa; Chordata; Chondrichthyes; Myliobatiformes; Myliobatidae. The record is from RefSeq and is a predicted model, not a curated record. The coding region runs from base 179 to 1252 and encodes 357 amino acids. The transcript is spliced from 10 exons. Gene Ontology annotation, cellular component: signaling receptor complex; external side of plasma membrane. Gene Ontology annotation, biological process: cytokine-mediated signaling pathway. Gene Ontology annotation, molecular function: cytokine binding; cytokine receptor activity.
GAGGCUCUGGAGUUUAAAAGUGCUUUAAUCUGCAUCCAGUGCGCAGCAGCUGGUGGCAAAGUAGAAAUAAUCUGGCAACAUUGGCAACUUUCUCUUCUGCUGCGAGGUGCUACUGUCAAGAGCGUUUUCAUACCAGUUUCUUAAAACUUCAACAACUUGGCCUCAACUACUCUUCCUGAUGGCAAAUACUGUUGCUUCUGCCUACUGUGUGGUGCUCGCCAUUCUGCUGGUGCAUACUCGAAGCCACAGUGGACCGGAAGGGCGAAAGUACUACAAACGGAUUGGAACCAAUGUAACCCUGUCAUGCGAGACCUCUGACACUCAUACUCCAGUGAUAUGGAGAUUUAACGGACAUGCGAUAGCCCGCGAUGAGGGUCACCUUCUUCAAGGCACCAAUCUCACCCUCAUAAACAUAGAUACACUACGCAGUGGGACCUACAGCUGUCAUGAAAAACACAGCGAAAGCUUGAAGAAUCAAAUAACAAUUCAAGCUGGAAACCCUCCAGUAGCACCCACCGUAGUCUGCAGAUCAAACGCCUACCCUGACACAUUCUACUGCACAUGGCAACUCUCAGGCCCAACUUACAUCCCAACGGAAUUUGACAUCUCCGUAAGACAUGGGGAUAAGGAAAUUGAGACCAUUAAGGGAGCCAACCACAAGAACAGGUGCAACAUAAAGUUUACAGAAAUGUUUUCUACAAGCAAGUACAUAGUGACAGUAACAGCAAGGAAUGCACUGGGUUCCAACUCCUCCACCAUUUCAUUCAAUGAGAUUUCCAUAGUGAAACCAGACCCUCCAGAGAUAAUUGAAGUAAAUACGAUUCCUGACUCCCCGAGCAGGCUGGAAGUGAAAUGGAGGAAUCCACAGUCAUGGCCUGAGCCAGAUACUAUGCCCCUCAAGUACUUUCUGAGAUACAAACCUGUCAUUCUGGAUGACUGGCAACAUGUCGAAGUGACUGAUGUUCCAUUUCAUACAAUCACUGAUGCAUAUGAAGGGAAAGAACACAUAAUACAAGUUGCUGCUAAAGACAGUGAGAUUGGGACCUGGAGUGAAUGGAGUAAGGCUGUGCAUGCAACACCAUGGACUGCAUUUGCAACAGAUUACAAGCCUAUAGAAAGAAACAUCAAUGUUUCAGAAAAUUUAACCAGUACAACCCCAAGUGUCAGUGCCAACCGAAAAGGCAGCAACUCUCCGAAAGCAGAAUUAUCCAUGAUAUUGUUCCUCGGCAUGAUCAUGACUUUAUUUAUCUGAUUACUACUCUGUUUACCCACAGUAAAGGACAAAAGCAGUUACGAGAAUCGGUGCUUUUUAUUUUGCACAUGUGGAUGGAUCCAAUGCAUCUCCUUAUCAACAUGAUUCCUGAAAAGAACUCCUGGGAAUUUAAACCUCAGAUCCUUGUGAAAGUUCACAGAACAUAGACACAUACACAGAAGGAAAGCAAAAGCAUGGAUCUUUACUGGACACAUCGUCAUGCUGAUGCAUUUUCUUUCAAGGGCAAAUGAAUACCAUUUAAUCUUGCAUCUGGUGAGGGAAAUAUUUUCAAAAAAAUAAUGUGAACAAAUCCAAUCACAUACAGCUGAAUCAUCAUGCCAAAGACACCGUGAUCUCCAUGACUUUUAGCCACAAUACUCAGCUUCCUCAAAUACAGGCAUCUCUUUAGUGAGGGCAUUUGCAAUUAGAUGAUGGUCUACUGUUAGUGACAGUACUGUGAAAUUUUGAGUGUUGAAAAUUGUGGUUUGUGAUUUUAUCACAACUGGUUUAAAACAAUGUUUUGUAUUUAUGGCUGAUAACAAAUAAUGGAAUGAAUUGCUCCACUAUGAACUUCAUGCCCUAAAAUGUCUGUGGUGGACUGCAUUGAUUUUUUUUUACUGGAAAACAUAUUUGUAUGCUAUUCAGUUAUACCAAUAAUAGACUCUGUUGUGUUUUUUUAAAAAACACAUCUUCAUUAUUAUCUUUCUUUAAAAAAACAACUAAAAAAACAAAAACAUAAAGGGGAUCAAUUUAACUUUUCACGUACUUUCCAAUCUUGCCACCUACAUAAACUUGACCAUACUUACAUUUAAACAUGCAGGGAAAAUGACAAAUCCUCUGCUACUUAUCAAAUGCCAUAUAAUCAAUUCUAUAGAACUCAGUAGCUCAAUCCUCAAAUUUCUUCUUUAAAAAAAACAAUUUAUCGUAAACAUGCAACAAUGACAGUUAGUUGUUAAGUGUUAGAAUUAGACCAUUGUAAGAAUUAGAAAUCUCAUUUUUUUAAUGAAAACAAAAUAAAACUUACUUAUUAGAAAAUGAUCAUUUAACAAAGGUGUGUUGUUGAAUAUAAAAUAAUCCAUUUUAUUGCCAAUGCUCUAUGUAUUUAGAACAUGUGCUUGAAACAGCAUCGCUCUACGAUAACGCACUCACCAAAUCCCAUUUCUAUCCAGCCAAAAUCGAUUUCAACAACAAGCAACAUUUAUAUUUAAUAAUAUUAUAUAAUUUUACAAUCAGAAGUCCAAUUUUAUAUAACAACAUUGGUGAAUUUUACUUGUGCAGAGAUCAUUAGGCAGAAUAUCCAUGCGGAUUUGCAAGGAUAUAGGGAGUCUUGUCCUAGGAUCAAUGUACUGUGCUCCUGUGGAGUUUCAGACUCUCCUUAACACAAUAUGGUUCCUCAUGAAUUGGGAGGAUCCUCAUACCAUGAACAUACAAUUUCUGGUCAACAAAUUUUUAAAAACUCGUGGGCAUGAUUAAUACCAUGUUCAUAUUCACAUAAGAUUCAUCAGCUAUGUUGCCUUGCUACACGCACAACAAGAUAGAAUCUAAAGGAAUUUCUCAGCUUGGAAAAAGAGUAAGAUCAUUUUGGGGCAAGCCAAUUAAACGUAACCACAUUAUGCACUAUGAAACAAAAAAAAUCAAUAUAAAUCAAUUGAAUGAAGCCUUGUUAUUUAUGAAUGAAAGGAAUGGCGAUAAUGUGAAGAGUAUGUUGAGCAUCCCAGUCAUCCUUGAUGUUUCUUUUCCAAAAGUAAUGUAGAGUCUAUCUCUUCCCAAGAUCAUAGCAUUGGAUUCCUGAGAAAGAGCCAAUGAAGAAUGGUGCCCAUUCCACUAAAACAUUGCCAGCUCUGAGACCAUUUUCAGCAUUUAUAUCCCCUUAACAGAAAUGGAUAGUUGACCUUGGAAGAUAGCCUAAAGAUGUGCUCACCAUUUAAUGUGAAUAUGUAUACUGGCCUUUUCAUUCAAACUACUUUGACUUUCGGGGUGAGUUAUAUAUAAUUACAUAAUCUUAAGAAUAUCAUCGCUGGAGCAUCAUUUCAUUUAUGACUAUGUUUGACUUUCCAGAAAAAUGUCAUUGAUAAGGUGACAGGUACAGGACAAAGCACUAUAACAUGUAUUUUCUCUCAAACUUCUAAAGAUUCUACUUCUAACAUAAAGUUCAGAAGCAAAAUCCAUUCACUCAAUGAACCACAAUGUGUAUGACUGAUAAAGUCCCUGAUGUUUCUCAGAUGUAGUUGGGCAUCUGGUGAAUGCAGCACACAUUCCGCUUGACAUUGGAGAGGCUUUCCAUGUAUGCUCACUGUACUGAUCACUAUCUGAGUCCACCUGGGCAGAACUGAUAUGUGGUCUCUCCUUCCAAGGGAAAGGUGCAGUAAUUUCCCUCUGGCUCUGACCUAACUGCUGUUAAUGAUGAAAUAAUAGCUCUCACCUAGCCUUGUCAGUCCCAAUCUGAGCUGGUCUUUUGUGGUGUCCAUUACAAGGACGCAAGGCCUCUUGUUCUUUUCCUCUUCCUCUUCAUGAAGUCCUGCAAGAUUCGAUUCAAAUUUAUUCAUUACGUUUACACUGAAACUUACAAUAAAAUUUGUCAUUUGCAUUAACAACCAGCACACCACAGGGUGUGCUGGGGGCAGCCCACAAGUGUAGCCACACAUUCUAGCACUGACAUAGCAUGCCCACAAUGUUUUGCAGAACACAGCAACAAGACAGCAACAACAAAAACAAGUCCCAUUCCUCUAUCCCUUCCACACAUACACAGUCCUUUAACCCCAGGACAGACCCCCAGCCUCCAGGCCAUAUCUCCCAUGGCUAAGCAAUAAUGAAGGCAUGGUUGUGGAAGUUGUUAGAAUGAUUCAGCAAACAGACACAUAAGCAAAAACAAAAUAUUUACCUUUAUGAAGGGAAGUGGCACAUCAGAACAUCCAAGCCCUAUUGGAGACUUAGACCAUAAGACAUAGGAACAGAAUUAGUACAUUCAGUCAAUUGGGUCUACUCUGCCAUUAUAUAUGGCUGUUUUAUUAUUCCUCUCAACCCCCCCAUUAUCCUGCCUUAUCCCCAUAAACAUUGAUGCCCUGUCAAAUCCAGAAUCUAUCAACCUCCAUUUUAAAUAUGCCCAAUGACUUGGCCUCCACAGCUAUCUGUGGCAAUAAAUUCUACAGAUUCUCUCCCUUCUGGCUAAAGAAAUUCCUCUUCAUCUCUGUUCUGCAUGAAUGGUCCUCUAUUCUGAGGCUGUAGCCUCUGGGCCUCUCCAUGUCCACUCUACUUAGGCCUUCCAAUAUUCGAUAGAUUUCAAUGACAUCCACCUUUAUUCUUCUAAACUCCAGUGAGUACAGGCCCAGAGCCAUCAAGCAUUUCUCACACAUUAACCCUUUCAUUCCUAGAAUCAUUCUCAUGAACCUCCUCUGGACCUUCUCCAAUGCCACCAAAAAAGAGCAACUUACUUGACUCUAGCAGAGCUAGAGCCUGUAUAAAUCGGAUAUCCAUUAGAAGGUGGACUCUCUUCUCCAGCUUGAUGAGUACUUGGAGCUGAAAAAGUCCAUCUUCUGUAAGUUAGUUACCUUUGUCCACACUAUCCUAACAAUGGAAAAAGCUAACUUCAAUGUGAUGAAAUGGAGGUUGUUCAUAUUUUAGUUGUUGCAAGCAAUUCGGAGUUGCUUACGAAGUUUGAGUAGUGUAUAAAGCCAACUAGGCUCACAGCAGACACACAGAAAAGUUUGUAUGUGUGUGUGAGUGCAUGCACACGUCUAUGUCCUGAGCCGUACUGCAGAUGUUAUUUCAAAGCUGCCUUUGUGAGUUCAAUAGUUCACUGGUUCCAUUUAGUAUCAGAGAAUGUAUACAAUAUACAACUUGAAAUUCUUACUCUUCACAGAUAUGCUGUUCAUAUAUUCAGGGCACACAUCUUGUCAAAAUACAUGGUGAUUGAAUUUCUGCCUGCAAUGCUCCCAUGCAGUAGGUCAUGUCUGGCAAUUGCUUCCUCUCUCAGCUCAUUUUCUUCUUUGACUCGGGAGCCAUGCAGGCAUCCCUGCUGCAGAGAACGUGAGCCUUCCUUGACAUCAUCUACAGGGUUCUUCUGAGAAGUGGGAGGAAUAUUGAUCUGCACCACCUCCCAUGUACAGUAUAUUCACUUCCUUCAGUGCCGUAGCUCACUAGAUAUGUCGUUUAUGGGUUAAUGCCUUGAUGAGAAUUAAUCAUUGUGUGCUUAAUAUUGAGCUACUGGUCAUCAUGAACUGUGAAUUAACUGAUAAAAUGUUGCAUGUUCAAAUUGCACAUGGACAUUUUCACAUGAUGAAUUAAUUAGCACAUGAAGAUUUCAUCCACAAAUUGUUUUGAACCACGCACUAAAAAUUUUGUGUGCUCAAAAUACACAGAUAUUUUCACAGAAAUCCCGAUGAUAAACCAAGCUUCAGUGCAAUGAACAAGCACCAGUUUAUUAUGCAGCACAGGUUCGGUGCUCCUGUUUAGGAGUGAUUCCGUUUCUAAGCCAAUGUUUUCUGGGCAUAUGUUUCUCAAAUUUGGACAACUAUAAACAGUGAAAUAUCCAUUACAACUUUUCUCUGGAAGGCUUAAGAAUGUAAAGAGACAUGUAUGGUUUCCUGUUUUUUUUUAAUUUAGUAGGUAGUGCUAAACAAUAGUUUUGCCAUCCAAACAAGGAUGUGGUCAAACUCAAUGGGGCUUCAUUAAAAAGAUACCAUUACUUUUUGCACUGGGUUAGAAACAACUUUAAAUUUCUCUCUGGCUAUCUAUGAACAGAUUCAAGAAAAGAUACUUGUCUAUUUUAUAAUGACUAAAGGCCAAUAAGAACUAAUUGCUUGAAGACUUAUUGAAAGUCAUGGUGGGUUAAAAAUUUUGCCUGGCUACCUCUAUGUACAAUCUACUGUAGCUAGUUCCUGCCAAUGCAUAAUUUGGUCUCCAUCACUCUUAGUUCCUACACUCUAUGGGGCCUUGGUACGGUGUAUUCUAUUACACCAAAGGGAAAAUCACUUCUAACGAGGACUUAUUCUCAUCAAUGAUUAUUGGCAUUAUAUUUAUUAAAGCUUUGUCUUCUUCAUUCCCAUGAAUUGUAUUAUGAUUGUAAUCUGUUGCAUGUGGCUUAAUCUUUGUCACAGAUAUUUCUGGUGAAAGAUAUUGCCUUGUGAACUGAUGAAAUGGAUACUUUUGAAUAUUAUAUUAAAAAACAGCAUUAACUGAUGAUUGCAUUUCAAGUUAUUCACCCAGUUAUGCAUACUGUCCUAAUUACAACAGCAUCUACUUGUAACAUUUCACAGUAUUUCCACGUCUGGUGCAACAUACAGUGCCAAUAUUUCAUAGAGUCACAAAGAACAUGUUCAUCAUUUCAGAACUGUUUGUGUAAUUCUCAAACUCAUAGAAGAGAUUCCACUGUGUGUACUUCCUUUGCUCUUUUAUGAAUCACUAUAUCUUAUGUGAACAAUCUGAAAUGCUAGUGUUUGUGCUUAACAUUUUUUCUCGGAGAAUACUUAUUACCAGUGUCCAUAUUAGCCAGCUUUUAUUGUAUUCCAUGUAUCAUUUUUGAGAAGUAAAGUUGAG